Molecule: messenger RNA, 7092 nt
Organism: Camelus dromedarius (Arabian camel)
Lineage: Eukaryota; Metazoa; Chordata; Mammalia; Artiodactyla; Camelidae
Gene: ZNF7
Product: zinc finger protein 7
Exons: 4
Coding region: 1268-3295 (675 amino acids)
Biological process (GO): negative regulation of transcription by RNA polymerase II
Molecular function (GO): DNA-binding transcription repressor activity, RNA polymerase II-specific
Source: RefSeq, a predicted model, not a curated record
GACGCUGCGGGCCCCGCGCUGCUCGGGCCUCGGCGGGGAAGCGCGGGUGGCUCGGAGAGUCCGCGGGGGCGGUUGGCGACCCGCGGCCGCCUGGGCCCGCGGAGGCGGGAGGCGGAGUCCGGCAGAUCCGGCCGCGCGCCAGCCUCGUGGUCCUCCAGCCAGAUCUAGGCCUGCCCCAGGGGAUCCCCACCCCUGGCCCUCUCUUCCCCUCACUCACUGCCCCUCGAAGACCUAGACUUAGUGACAGUGACGAAAAGGGCUGUGCUUUGGGAGGGGGCGGGUCUUUAUCUUCUCUGAAUUCUGGCUGCUGCUCUGGGCCUGCAACUCGCUGCCGGGGACCCAGGAUCCAGCACUGGCAGCCGCGGGCCUCCUGGUCAGGCCCAGAUGGGGGCGCGCCUGACAGUGGUCACUGCUGCCUGGGUCAGCCUCCCUGUGCUCCCGGCCUGGGGCUUCUGCCUUCAAACCACUUUUUGAGACAACCCCCACCUCCAGGAACUCACUUCUCAUUCUGACCUCCUAGGGGGAUGCCUGGGGAGGGGGCCGAGUUUAUGUACUGGGGAUGGGAGGUGGGGUCCUGUAUCCACUCUUCUUUCCCUGCAGUCCAUCCUUCUGGUUCCUGUCCGCUCCAGCCUCCAGUGCAUCAUGCUUCCUCUUGCUGUCUGUGAUCCAGCCCCUCUGGCUUACUCAGCCCAUUCCUUCCUGCCUCGUGCCCUUUGCACAAGCUGUUCCUGCUGUCUAGGGUACCCUCUCCCACUCCCUUACCUUGCCUGAGUUAGCUUCUAGGGGAAGUGACCCAUCAGACUAAAUCAGCAUUUCCUACUGUAAAUGCUUUCAGAGUUCCUUGUACUUCCAUGCUGUUAUCAUGGUUGUAAUUUGGCGUUUGUGUGUGUGAUCGUUUAACUCUUUCCUCCACUAGACUGCUCUGUGAAGGCAGAGUCCUUGUGCAUUGUUCACUCCUGCAUUCCCAUUGCUUAGUGGAGCAUGUGGCAAUCACCCAUUAUGUUUCUGUGGAGUGAGUCACACACGCCACACACUCUGAAAGAUGAAUGAAGCUUCGGGGGGCAGAUACUCAAGUGCCAUGGCCUCUUUGACCCUGCCCCAGGUCACUGCCAGAAAAUAUCUGGGGUUGGAGGUGAAGGAUCUGAGAACACGGUACUCCCUCAUCUAGCCUGGAAGUCAGCCUCUUACUCCAAGACCCUGAUCUCACUCUCAUAACUGCCAGCAGGUCUCUCGGCCUGGACGCGUGGAUGACCGCACACCGAACCUCAUGGAGGCUGUGACAUUUGGCGAUGUGGCUGUGCACUUCUCGCGGGAGGAGUGGCAGUGUCUGGACCCUGGCCAGAGGGCCCUCUACAAGGAAGUGAUGCUGGAGAACCACAGCAGCGUGGCCGGACUAGGAUUCCUGGUCUUCAAGCCUGAGCUGAUUUCCCGGCUGGAACAAGGACAGGAGCCCUGGGUCCUCGACCUGCAGGGAGCAGAGGGGAGAGAGGCAACGAGGGCCUCCCAGACAGGUUCCACGAUUGGGACUGAUGGAGAGCAGGCCUGUGAGGACGUGGAUGUUGUCAAAUCAGGAUCCCAUGUGGCAAGGGUAAGAACUCCUCCGCAGGAUUUUCCUCAGAGUCCUGGCUUUGGAGGCACCUCUGAUUCAGAGGUCUGGUCAGAGAGUCAGCCAGGCUCCUGCUUCCAGAAGAGCUGCUUGAACACGGGGACUGUGGUUCCCAGGAAGACCUUUGUCCAGGAGGAGGCCCAGGGGUAUGAUGGGCUGGGCAGCAGCACCCACCUGAACUGUCAGCCUGAUAAAAGUCAGGGGUCCUCCCGAAGGUGCAGCAUGUGUGGCAGGAGGUUCAGAGCUGCUUCAGGUGUUGCUCUGCAUCAGGAAAUUAACACACAGAAGAAAUCUAACCCAUGUCAAGAGUGCCAGAAAAAAUCAUCUGAUUGCUCACAGGGGAGACAUCAAAGUAACUUGCAUGGAGAGAAGCCAUAUGAAUGUGAGGAGUGUGGGAAAGCUUUCCGGCUGUGCUCACAGCUUAGUCAGCAUCAGAGAAUCCACACUGGAGAGAAGCCAUUCAAAUGCACUGAGUGUGGAAAAGCCUUUCGCCUGAGCUCAAAACUUAUUCAGCAUCAGAGAAUUCACACUGGAGAGAAGCCCUACAGGUGUGAGGAAUGUGGAAAAGCCUUUGGUCAGAGCUCUAGCCUCAUCCACCAUCAGAGGGUCCACACGGGAGAGAGGCCCUAUGGCUGCCGGGAGUGUGGGAAGGCCUUCAGCCAGCAGUCUCAGCUGGUCAGGCACCAGAGGACUCACACGGGAGAGAAGCCCUACCCAUGCCGGGAGUGCGGGAAGGCCUUCAGCCAGAGCUCAACCCUAGCUCAGCACCAGCGGAUGCACGCUGGGGAGAAACUGCAACUGCCAAGAACCCCGGAUGGUCCCAGCCUCCUUGCGCCUCAGAGGACCCAUGCUACAGAGAAACCAUUUAAGUGUGGCGAGUGUGGGAAGGCUUUCAGGUGGGUCUCCCGCCUUAGUCAGCAUCAGCUGACUCACACCGGAGAGAAACCCUACAAAUGCAACAAGUGUUCGAAAGCCUUUGGUUGUAGCUCACGGCUUAUUCGCCACCAGAGAACUCACACUGGAGAAAAACCAUUUAAAUGUGAAGAAUGUGGGAAAGGCUUUGUCCAGGGCUCACACCUCAUUCAGCAUCAGAGAAUCCACACUGGAGAGAAGCCCUAUGAGUGCAGUGAGUGCGGGAAGGCCUUCAGCCAGAGCUCCAGCCUCAUCUACCAUCAGAGAAUCCACAAAGGGGAGAAGCCCUAUGAGUGCCUCGAGUGUGGAAAAGCCUUCAGUAUGAGCACACAGCUCACGAUCCAUCAAAGGGUUCACACCGGGGAGAGGCCCUAUAAGUGCAGCGAAUGUGGGAAAGCCUUCAGUCAAAACUCCACCCUUUUCCAGCACCAGAUCAUUCACGCGGGAGUGAAGCCCUACGGUUGCAGUGAGUGCGGGAAGGCCUUCAGCCGGAGCUCCUACCUCAUCGAGCACCAGCGCAUCCACACUCGGGCCCAGUGGUAUCAUGAGUACGGGAAUGCCCUGGAGGGGCCUAACCACGUAAGCCGUAAGAAGGUUAAUACUGCCAAGAAACUGCAUAAAUGUAGUGAAUGUGAGAAAAUAUUCAGGUGGCGCUCACAUCUAAUCAUACAUCAGAGAAUUCACACUGGAGAGAAACCUUAUAAAUGUAAUGAAUGUGGCAAAGCUUUUAAUCGCAGCUCAAGGCUUACUCAGCAUCAGAAAAUUCACAUGGGAUAGACCUCUCACCUUUGCAAAUGUGUCUAAAUGUGAUUAUACAUACAGCCUUAACUUACUUUAUGUGGGAUCAUUUGUCCUGACGGUUCAGAAUGCUGGGAACAAGCCAGACUUGCUCUCUUAGGAAAGGGAAUGUCCAUCCAGAUUCGUACAAGCUGUGUGUUUAUUGCUGGCAUGUCUGACCUCACCGCCUUCAGUAAAGCCUGUGUCCCUCACAUCCGGGUGCGCACAUGCCGCAUCUUGAGUUCACAGUGGACGAGGAAGAGGCAUGAGGAAAGCCCCGUGAGAAGUUAGCCAGAAUGUCUUCCUUAAGCACUGCUCGCUCAGACUGCCCUCAGCAGCUUGUGUUAGCAGCAGUGCACAGGGUGCUAAACUCCUUUCUCCGCCUCCUUUGAGUCUCAUCCCCCAGCAGAGCAGCCCAGGGGGAGGCCAGCCAGCGCAGCUGCCUUUGAUGGAGCGAGACCUGCGGAGCAGCACCUGGGCUGGGGACAGGGCCAUCCGCCCUCCCCAAAUCCAGAGCCUAGCUGCCCAUCUGAGCAGGAGUUAAAUGGGCAGCCCCUUGCAUCACAUAGCCUCUGCCAUCCCAGCCCCACAGGAGCCUCGCGUCCGCCCAGGGUUGCCUCUCAGAGGCCAGGACGUGGAUUGUUUAUUGCUGCUGACCGGACUUCCUCAGAGCUCCAGCCGCCAGAGCUGGGAGGUGUGCAGGCAGACACGGGAGCCUGCACCUUUUCUCGGAGGCGGCGGUAGGUGGAGGCAACCGCUCACCAGGCGUCGGCAUGGGUGCGAGGGUCCCCCGCAGGCUUCCAGGAGCACCAGGUGUACAUCAGCCGGGAAACAGCUUUCGCCGUGAACAAGACCAAGCCCCUCCAUGGGGAGCCAGCGGGGUGGGGGCAUCGCCUCAUCUCCAGGUUUUCUCUGCCCGCACAGCCUGGAGAAACGGCCUGGGUACAGGGUUCAGGGCCACGUGGCCUCCUUGGCACGCACGGUAAGAAUGUGCAGGGAAGACCUCUGCUCUAUCAGCUGCUCUGGUUAAUCUGCCUCAUGGGCUGGGACCAUGCAGAGCCUCACGGGCGAUCUAAUUAAGGCUCCAAGCCACAGGAUGAGCUGCCCUGCAGCGCUGACUCCAGCCCUUCCCCGGGGUCCUGGACUCACCAGCUGAGGCUUGGGACCAGGAGUCUUAUUUGGACAGGCUGUAACCCUGAGGGGCGAAGGUCACUUCAGGAUCUAUUGCAACACUGUUUGGGUCACUGUCACGUUGGUUUGGUUAAGCCCACGGGCAGGUCCUCAGAACACUGCAGCCUCGAUCACUGUGUGUGACGUGGCCCAAAAGCAGCCUGUGGGUUUGUAUCACGUGAAACAGGUGCUGCUCCCUGUGUGCCUGGAUGUGUGUGUGGGGGGUGUCUGGAGCUCUCUGGUUGUGUUGGAACAGCAGAGUUCAGGAUGGUCGAGUCCACGUGAGUUUGUGUUUGGUGUGUGGGCAGGGACGCCAACUCUGAAGCGGGUCAGCCAGAUUGCCAGCUGCUGCUGCUUAGCCUGGCACUAGGAUGCUGGUUCCCAGGCUGCAGCACCAUUUCUCGGGAUGAGGACUGACCCCCAACCUGCACCUGCACCUUCAGAGGAGUUCCCUCCCUGGGUGCGAGGCACCGCGAAACAGAUCAGUGUGCCCACUUGAGUAGCUGUGACCCUGUCUCCCUGGCCACCCCUGCUCCACCCAGAACUUGCGUCCAGAGGGUCAGCACACAAGGUCCCGGGAUGUCUACAGACUCUGCAGAGACUGGGGACCUCCUGUCUCCGCCAUGGCUGCUGUGCUCAGCCAGGUGGUGGACAGGUGGGCACAUCUGAGUGGCCGCAAGUACUUUAGGCUUAUGAGCCACCCCAAAAUGGGACAAGAGUCAAGGUCCUGGGUGGACCUGCCACAUGCCUGCCGUCCACUGGCACCUGGCACUGGCCUGUGCUGGCAGGACCUCCUGAGGCCCUACCCCCUCGCCACCUCCCGGCCCGUGCACCCUCAGAAGGCGGUCUGUCACUGGAUGCACUGUCCCCACAAGGGAAUCGCCUCCUCCUGGCCACUACCUGGUAAUGACAGAGAGGAGGAGGGUUGCCUGGACCCCCUAUUCUGCCCUGAGAAGGAUGUUUCUCUUUCCCCUGGCAGCACCUGCGGGCCGCCCCAAAGAGGCCUUAAGUCUCCUUCAGGUCCUGGAUUCUCUGCACUCACACAGCCUAAGUCUGGGACUGGCCGACUGCAGCCUGGGGGCCAAACACAGUCCGCCACCUGCUUUGUGAGGCCGGGUACAGUCACCAGCUGAGGCCAGCAGUCUGGGCCGCCCUAAAGCCAGUCAGUCCUGUAAAUGCGCCCAUCCAAGAAAACGGGCUUUCCCCAGCAGGGCAGCUGCUUCUGCUGCAGCCAGUGCCACAGUGUCCUCGCUUUGCUUCAAGGUCUCCUGUUGGGAGGGCGCUCCUUAUCACUUUGCCCACUUCCCACCCAUUUGCUCAAGUGAAUGUCAGCAUUUCAGUGAAAUCUGGCUUGCCUUUGACAGACCUGAGAGCCAAGAGUGGUUUGUACGGUUUUAAGCAGGUGGGGGAGAAGAUGACUGUUUUGCAACCCUUGAAAAUUACACUGAAACCGGGCUUCACGUAACCAGGUAAAGGUCCCUGGGGCGCAGCUGGCCCAGGGGUUUGCGAGCUGCCUCUGGCAACAGGCCACGUCACCACCCUGGCUGGCCCUGCCUCCUUAACUUGGGUCAAAAUUUCAUGCCUCUAGGCUUUGAGGGAUUCUUUUCCCUCUCAGUUCUCAGUGUGGUUUGUGCAUUGAAAUGUCCCAGUACAGCCAAGAAUCCAAUGGAAGUAAAGCUGAAGUCCUGCACUCCAGUCUGGAAUAUCGGCUGCACUAGUAUGCCGGGGCAGGGGAUGGCCCUUCCUUAGCUCAUCUGUGUGAAGGCGCCCGGUAUUUGUGUGCCAGUUGGUGAGCUGUGAAUUCAAGCCCUGCACGGGUUUAAGAUCCCGGCACACACGUGGGGCGUGCUGGUCCCUCUGCAGAGGGAGAGGAGAGGGCUCCGUGCCAGGUGGGGCACGUUCUGGAAUAUUCUGUUCUACUUGGAAGCUAUAUUUCCCAAUUUGGGCUUCAGUAAAUGCAACAAUAAACUCCUUUUAAGAAUUUCCUGAAUUCUUUCAGAGUAGAUUUUUAAAUACUUUAGCUUUCUCUUUUGGAGACAAUAAAUUAAACCCAUAAUUUUAACCUGAAGUUGCUUUUUAUCUCAUUACCAGAUUAAGCUUUGAUUUAUGACAUUUUGGGGUUCCUGGAAGCCUCACAAACACAGUGGUGGUGGGGUGUGUGCAGAGCCCAGGUGAUCUUUUACAUCUUUAUGUCCCCAGUGCAUGUGGCUUGCACUCAGCCUGGAAAAUGUUUGUUGAAUGGGUAAAUGAUGCGUUGGGGCUUUAGAGCCCCACAGAAGAGAGAGUCUUCCAGCAUCAAGAAUUUCCACAGAGAUCUAAAUAAAGUCAAUAAAACGGGAGUGGUUUUCCAGGAGCAAGGUCUUACUCAGGCCUGGGACGAAGGUGGGUGGGGCUGGCCCCUCGCCUCAAGUCCAGGUCCAGGGUGGAGGCUGACCACAGAUGAAGGUGGACAGUCCCUCUACAGCCUGGGGGCACCUUGGCCACCCCAGCCUGGUGAGAGCCCUGCUGAGGGGUAUGCAGCAGUUACAGCCACCGCCCACCCGCCACCUGGUUUUGUACGGCCCUGGUAUUUAAAUGGUUGAAACAUAAUUUUGUAACAUGAAAUUAAAACUUCAAUGUCCAUGAAA